Messenger RNA from Pieris brassicae (large cabbage white), 1617 nucleotides. Its product is annotated as protein FAM166B-like. The transcript is spliced from 6 exons. The record is from RefSeq and is a predicted model, not a curated record. The coding region runs from base 39 to 962 and encodes 307 amino acids. Lineage: Eukaryota; Metazoa; Arthropoda; Insecta; Lepidoptera; Pieridae.
CUUUGUUGUUCUUGUGUUUGUUAAAGACUUGUGAGUCCAUGUAUUAUGGUAAAGUUGGUAGUCCUGGAUGCCUUAUGUACAAUGGAACAUGCGUGGACCACUGUCCAGAAUACAUGCAUAGACUGAACAGCGAAUGUCGUCCGACUCCAUCGCAACGCACUUGCGACGAACCAGUCGCAUUAUCAAUGGGAACGAUUUGCGACUGGUCGCGGUGUGACUGCGACUUUCCAUUCGUCCUCCACCUUCCUUCAGGAUAUUGCUUCGCAUAUGAAGAUUGCCCGUACACAGGCCACUGUCCCUUGCUCAAGUUUCGAUAUGGCAAAUGCUAUGGGGAUAACACUAGGCAAAUUCUUCGUGAAAUACGAUCAAAGGGUCUCUUCAAUAAGCCAUUGGAAUAUCGGCCAAGGGACAACUACGAAUUGGAGAAUAUGCCACGACAUGACGCAAAACGCGACGUCUACGACGGUCUAAAGCAUCGUCAACCGACAUAUUUGACUGGAUAUACGGGAUACGUGCCUGGGAUGAAUUUUGCAUAUGGUAAAUCCUACGGCCGCACAGCAGAUGAUUGCAUGGCAGACUUCUCUCGUAAUCAACGUCAACUGAAACGAAAGGCAGAUUUGAAUAAAAGCUAUGUUCGAUCUCGAAGCGCACCUAAAAUGGAAACUAUUCACUCGAGAGACGAGAUCAGAAGAGAUCUCAACAGAUUUACCGAGAUCAAUAAGUAUAAGGAAAAUACAAUAUCACCGGAGUUCCCACCCAUCGCUGGCUACACAGGUCAUAUACCACGCAUUAAGGGAUCAGAGGCAUCCCUAAGCCAACGAUAUCAUUGUGCCGCAAAACGCGGAUUGGAACUCAUACAAAUUGAACGAGAAAAUCGAAAAGAACUACAAAACGCCGACGCAAAUAUCCGAGCCAUUAUCAAACCUAACGAUAAGAAAUACUCUUAUUGGAAUUGGGGAUAGCAUACAGGUAGAAGAAUGUUCUUUACCAAAUAUAGGUGAACAUUCUUCUUAAAAUGUCCGAAACGACAAUAUACGCGUCAGUAUUAAUCGAUUGUGUGAUGUAUGUUGUAACCCCAAGAAGAAAUUGAUGAAAAUUUGUCAAUUACGUAGUGUGGGUGUCUAUUUUUGGAGGUUAUUUCGAAAUCCAAAUUAGGACGAAAACAAAAUACCCAUUGUCAUUUUAGCGAUAAAAUACUUAGACGUCAGGAACCCAUGAUACGGCACGGAUGAUGCAUUAUAAUAUAUACCAUUGUAAUAAUGGUAUAUAUUAUAAAUUUUGAAGGCUUUUUUCGGGUAAAUAUAGAAGGCAUACAAAACCUCCUUCAAAAAUAAGUUCAGUUCAGUAUUUAAUAGAAUUUUAAUGUGUUUUUCUUAUAUUUUCGAUGAUUUGCUAAGCAUUCCAAGAGUAUAUAGAUGAUACUCCUUUUGCCAAUGCAAUAUAUUAACUAGUGCAAUCGUUAUUUACUUUAUGUAAAUAUGUAGCUUUGUACUAUGUUAUAAGUAAGACGUAAGUGUAACAUGUAAGACAAUUAAAACAGAUUCAAAAAGAUAUUGCUUUUAUUAAUUAUUAACAUAAAUCAUAAUUUUAAAAGUAUAAAGUUUUUGUUUUUAAUAG